AUGCCUUCUAUGGAGACUAAGCGCGAAAAGGCAAGAGAAGUUGUUGACAUCUUGGAAGAAAUCUCAAUCCUGCUGGAUACGCAGCUUGACCGCACUCAAUUGUCCCUUUGUAUCUCAUUGAUCGAGAAUGGCGUUAACCCAGAAGCCCUUGCAACUGCAAUCAAAGAAUUGAGACGCGAGACUCAAGACCUAGAACAGGACUCCGGGAUUUCCGAAUAA
Exophiala aquamarina CBS 119918 is the source of this 219-nucleotide messenger RNA. RefSeq names its product mitotic-spindle organizing protein 1. Gene Ontology annotation, cellular component: spindle; centrosome; interphase microtubule organizing center. NCBI's taxonomy places the organism in Eukaryota, Fungi, Ascomycota, Eurotiomycetes, Chaetothyriales, Herpotrichiellaceae. Gene Ontology annotation, biological process: mitotic spindle assembly; microtubule nucleation by interphase microtubule organizing center; gamma-tubulin complex localization. The transcript is spliced from 3 exons. Bases 1 to 219 code for a protein of 72 amino acids. The record is from RefSeq and is a predicted model, not a curated record.